UAACGAAAACUUUCUUGUCUGUGUUGUGUAUGGCGGAUGAACAGUGUGAUGAAAAAUGAUAAUUUAAUUUAUUUAGGUAAUGCGGCGUUUGUUGUGUAAAUAGCAAUAGUGUAAUCAUCAACUAAAUAUGCCUCCAACAGUGCAAACUAAUGAACCUGAACGCGAUAAACGUCCCCAACGGACCGGGGAGAGAAGAUCUGAACUCGUAACACGCGUUAAAUACUGCAACACAUUACCAGACAUUCCAUUCGAUUUGAAAUUCAUUACAUAUCCUUUUCCUUCCACGCGUUUCAUACAAUACAAUCCUACAUCUUUGGAGAAGAAUUAUCGCUAUGAAGUCCUCACUGAACACGAUCUUGGUGUACACAUAGACUUGAUAAAUCGAGAUAUAUAUCAGGGAGAUGGAAAUGCGGUGUUGGAUCCCGCAGAUGAGAAGUUAUUGGAAGAUGACGUGUUGACGCCACAGGAUUCGAAAAGAUCUCGCCAUCAUGCUAAAAAUGUCUCGUGGCUGCGUCGCUCGGAGUACAUCUCUACAGAACAAACUAGGUUCCAGCCUCAGUCUAUGGAGAAGGUUGAAGCCAAAGUGGGUUACAAUGUCAAGAAGAUAUUUAGUGAAGAAACCCUGUACAUGGACCGCGAGAGUCAGAUUAAGGCUAUUGAGAAGACAUUUGAAGACAACAAGAAGCCGAUUGAGAAGCACUACAGCAAACCAGGAGUCACACCAGUGGAGGUCAUGCCAGUGUACCCAGACUUUGACAUGUGGAAGUACCCAUGCGCCCAGGUCAUAUUCGACUCAGAUCCUGCUCCAUCGGAUAAAAAUAUUGCUGGACAGAUUGAGGCUAUGUCUCAAGCUAUGAUUCGAGGUGUGAUGGACGAGAGUGGUGAACAGUUUGUGGCAUACUGCCUGCCUACCGAGGACACCAUACAGAAGCGGCGUCGCGACAUCGUAGAGAACAUACCGUACAUGGACGGAGACACGUACGAGUAUAAGAUGGCUAGAGAGUACAACUGGAACGUAAAGAGUAAGGCUUCUAAGGGUUACGAGGAGAACUAUUUUCUGGUGGUCCGCAACCACUGUGUGUACUACAACGAACUGGAGACGCGCGUGCGGCUGUCCAAGCGCCGCGCACGCGCAGGUGUCGCCGCGCAGGCGCUCACUAGACUCGUGGUGACCCACAGACCCCUCAGCGGACCCGAGCACCGCAUGCUGAGGCUGCGGGAGAAACAGCUGGAACCGCCACAGGAGGAAGACGAGGAAGAGGAAGAAGAUGACGACGAAGAAGAAGAAGAAGAUAAACAGGAGCAAAACAAUGAUAAGGAAAGGUCUCGUUCCCGUUCAAAGUCAGGCUCAAAGUCUCCAGCCGGGUCGGACAAGUCUAAAGGCUCGGACAGGUCUCGGUCCGGGUCUCGCGAGCGAUCGAGAUCUAAAUCCAGGUCCAAGUCCAGGAGUAGAUCGCGCUCCGGCUCCGGGUCUAGGAAGUCCAGGUCGAGGUCUGGGUCUGCGCGAUCUGGAUCGGCUAGGUCUCGUUCGGGCUCGGCGCGCUCCCGCUCCAAAUCCGCAUCUCGGUCCCGGUCCCGGUCCCGUUCCCGUUCCCGUUCCCGUUCCCGUUCCCGUUCCCGUUCCCAGUCCCGUUCCCGUUCCCGUUCCCGGUCCCGGUCCCGGUCUAAAUCCGGUUCCCGUGCCAGCUCCCGUGCCAGCUCCCGCGCCAGCUCCCGCAGCGGGAAGGGAUCUAGAGCUAGCAGUCGAGGGUCUAAAGCCAGUUCCAAGGGCAGUGAGAAGGGCUCCAAAGCGAGUUCCCCUGCCUCGUCGCGGGGCUCCUCCGACAGGUCCCGCAGCGGCUCCAGGCGGGGCUCCAGGAGUGGGUCGGCGUCCAGCGCGACUUCAAGACACAGUGGCUCCGACUAGAUUUUAUCGAAUUGUUAAGGAUAGUAAUAAACAUUAUUAUGACACAA
Molecule: messenger RNA, 1953 nt
Organism: Plodia interpunctella (Indianmeal moth)
Lineage: Eukaryota; Metazoa; Arthropoda; Insecta; Lepidoptera; Pyralidae
Gene: atms
Product: antimeros
Exons: 10
Coding region: 128-1906 (592 amino acids)
Biological process (GO): transcription elongation by RNA polymerase II
Cellular component (GO): Cdc73/Paf1 complex
Molecular function (GO): RNA polymerase II complex binding; chromatin binding
Source: RefSeq, a predicted model, not a curated record